Messenger RNA from Gaeumannomyces tritici R3-111a-1, 1265 nucleotides. RefSeq names its product dienelactone hydrolase. Bases 108 to 851 code for a protein of 247 amino acids. Gene Ontology annotation, molecular function: hydrolase activity. NCBI's taxonomy places the organism in Eukaryota, Fungi, Ascomycota, Sordariomycetes, Magnaporthales, Magnaporthaceae. The record is from RefSeq and is a predicted model, not a curated record. The transcript has 2 exons.
GUCAACGAUGACGCAGUCUUCACUAACUACCAGACCAGACUUUAUCUCACAUCUCAGCUCCAGACUCUCGCAACGAGCUCAUACCUCAGCAUUGCAACAGCUCCAUCAUGGCCUCCAACCCCCCCGCCAGAUGCUGCACCGUCGGCGCCAAGCACGAGGGCUCCCCCUCGGGCAAAAUAGUCAAGGUCGACUCUUGGGACGCCUACCUCGCCGUCCCAGACUCCCCUCGCAAGGAUGUCGCCAUUCUCAUGCUCCCUGAUGUCAUCGGCAUCUGGCAAAACAGCCAGCUGCUCGCCGACCAGUACGCCGCCAACGGCUACACCACCAUGAUCCUGGACAUCUACAACGGCGACCCCCUGUCCCUCAACCGCCCCGAGGACUUUGACUUUGCCGCCUGGAAGGACAAGGGCUCCGACGGCAAGAACCCCCACACCCCCGCUGCCGUCGACCCCAUCGUCGAGGCCGCCGUCAAGCAGCUCAAGACCGAGCACGGCGUGAAGCGCUUGGGGGCUGUUGGCGUCUGCUUUGGCGCCAAGUACGUCUGCCGCCACUUCAAGUCCGGCAUCGACGUCGGCUUCCUGUGCCACCCCUCGUUUGUCGACGAGGAGGAGCUUGAGGCUGUCGGGCCGGUCGGCAUCGCCGCCGCCGAGACCGACUCCAUCUUUCCCGCUGACAAGCGCCACCGCUCCGAGGAGAUUCUCAAAAAGACGGGCCAGCCCUACCAGAUCUCGCUGUACUCUGGGGUCGUCCACGGCUUUACCGUGCGUGGCAACAUGUCCAACAAGGUCGAGCGGUACGCCAAGGAGGCGGCCUUUCAUCAGGCCGUGCAGUGGUUUGACGCAUGGUUGUAGGGGUGGGUGCGGCUGGUCAGCUCGUCUGCUGUUCCACCUUAAUUGUCGAAAAGCGGCGUAGGGUUAUGUUUAGGAUUCGGGUUAGUCCUAGGGUCAGGUGUGAAUGGGAUCUGGUGCGGUUUAGUGUCCGGCUGAUCACGCGCGAUGUGUCGUUUCUGCCUGGCCUGGGUUUCAGAGUACUAACAUUGUGUAUGUGAAAUGUUUGGCUGUGCUGAACGUGGAAAAGUCUUGAAAGUCGCUAAGACCAUUACGUCGCGUAAAUGUCGCCACUGCUAUUGUUAUUAUGCUAGCUGGCGAUGGCAAACCCGGUUCCAAAAAUUUAUUUCCCAUCCACUAAACUUCGCCAUACAUUUCUCCAAUUAUAACUCGACUAGUUGGAGAAUUACUCCGAGCUUUCCAGGCUAACGAUCCUGG